UAAACUCCAAGAAGUACAGGGUUCCAAGGAUCCGUCGAAGUCUAAACAAAAAUUCCUAUGACAUUUUUAGGUCUAUGGUUUUGUAAGCGUGUUCCGCGAAGGAUGUACUUGUCGGUAUUAUAGAUCUUUGACAGCAUGGGACCAAUGGGAUAUCUAAUAUAUCGUACUGCUACACCGAUAACUCAUCUGUAUCCGUACAUGGAUUCAUGGAUCAAGGGGACAUAUAUGGGAGUCUAGUAGUAUUCCCCUAAAAGCGGCAAACUUGGCGUCACCUGUACCAAUUGUAAAAACCAGUGUUUGAUUAUUUUAUUGCAAACAUGAUGUCUGACAAGUGAAAGCCAGAUUCCUUUAAAUUUGUGUAUUUACACAGCACAUUUGUAACGAGUCACGCUUUUUAAUUGCAGCUACCAUGGACGAUCAUGCAGCUGCACUGCAGAAUUUGGAGCACCUCAUGACUGAAUUUUUCUCGCCGGAGACAACCAAUGAACGAAAACGUACAAUUGAAAGGAAUUUCCAAGAAUUCAAAGAUCAGAUUGACUCUUGGCGACCUUGUUUACAUUUUUUAUCCUCCACUAGUAAUCAUUAUGUCAGUAUGUUCGCCCUGUCUACCCUGGAGACAACGAUCGGGAGGCGAUGGCCGAUUCUUCCAUGGGAAGACAGAGCUCUUACGAGAUCUACUUUGUACACCCUGUCAAUAGAAAGAGGUAUAGCCCCUUUUGUAAGGAAUAAAGUAGUUAAGCUAGUUGUAGAUAUCGCGAGACACGACUGGCCGCAUUUUUAUCCAGAUUUUUACUCGAAUAUCUUACAGUUAGUAAGGUACAAACGUACAAGACUGUUGGGACUUGUCUACUUGAGAACAGUGUCGGAGGAACUAGCGACUCCAAGAGAAGACUUGCCCAUGCAAAGAAAAAACGAAUUAAUUAGGUUUCUUUGCGCCGAAGUGCCUUUGACUUUGAAUACCCUGACUUCAGUACUUUUAAAAGAAACAACAAAGUUACAAAGUCGCUCUGGAACAGUUACACCACCUCCCUCGCCUACCAGUGGUCAGACGGUAGCACCAGUAAGAGCUAUUUUGGACGUGGAAAGACUGUCCACGGGAACCAGUGAUGUCUGCAUAGUUAUAUUAGACGUAUUAGCGCAUAUGUUCAGUUGGAUCGAAUUGUCAGAACAUAUCUCAACAGACUUAUUGAACGCCAUUUUUACCUGUGCCAGGUAUCACGAAGCAAUGAAUGGUAAACAGAUAGAAUUAGCUGUACAGGCUGUGACCGCGAUAAAUGAACUUUUGUAUCGACCACUGUAUUCUCCAAACGUAACUGACAGAUUGUUAGUAGAAAUAUUCCAAAAUGGAGUCGGUUUAUUUCAGUAUAUGGAACGUUUAGAUUCUACAGAUGAAAGUUACAUGGAGAAACUUACAGAGUUCUUACAACUAUUUGUAACGAAUCAUCUGAAAAGGGUGGAAUCGUGUCCCAAAUUUCCAGUGAAUACAUUGUUAGACGUUUUAUGUCAUCACACAUUCCAACAGUGUUCAACGGUAAAUGGAUAUUUAAGAUGUUUAGAUGUUUGGACCACUCUUUUAGAAAGUACUCAAUCUCGAUACUCGCCAGUAGCAUUAGCUCUUGCUGAGCGAGUUUUACAAAAGAUGAGUUUUAAACUUAACACACGUGCGUUGAAAGAUCUUGACACUGAAGGUUUAGAUGAAAAUGAGGAAACCGAGUGGCAACAUUUUUUAAGAUGCAAUGUAGAGUGUUUAGCGAAAGUCGCAGAGAUCUGUCCAAUUCCAGUAUUCACGCUAUUGUACCGUUCAUGGAGAGAAGGACUAAUAAUAUUUGGAGAAUUAGGUGCUGCCAUAGCUAACAAUCAAGUCAUAUUGUUAAAUGAUUCAGAGGCUGCUAACGUACAUGCUCAUCUACGUGACUUAGCUUCCACUACUCAAGCAAUUGCCAGAUUAUAUUCACUUUUUCUUGGAGAUGAACAUAGUAUCGAUCAAUCAUUAGCUGAAGAAGUAGUAUCCCAAACGUUGGACGCAUGCAAAUUUGCCAAAGCCAACCAGUUAUACAAAGCAUCAUUGCAACCAGCUAUAAUUGUAAUAGAUCUCAUAGAAGUCCAUUCUCAGUUACUGGCAUCUCUUCAAGCUUGGUGCCAUUGGAUAGUGAACAGGCCAGAAAAGACUAAGGAGUCGCUUUGUCAACGUUGCAUUGAUUCCUGCAUUUUAGCAUUAGAUUAUACAACUUUCUGUGACAAUCCCCCACCGGCGAGUCUUACUCAUUCUGCCACACAUCUUUUCCAAAGUAUCACUGCUAUUUUGAAGCCAGUUUUGUGGGACGAACCUACAUUUAGAAACUUAAUUACCAUGGUGACGUAUCCAUUCUUGAAACCUGAUACGAUAAAAGUGUUACGAAGAGCAUUGGUGAAUGCAAUUGUUUUACCACACGGUGAUGGAAGUAUCAGAGAAAGACUAUUAAGCACUAUGGUGUCAACAUUAUCCACGCCUUUGGGCUCAGAAGGGCAACCGGUACCUUCAGAAUCUGCAAUUGCAAUAACGGUAGUGCCAUUAACUCAGUUAAUAGAAGACUGUUCUUCGUCGUCCACGACGAUUAAAAAAAUGUUACAUUCUUGUUUGGGAUCAACGAUCAACCGAACACUAGAACUGUUGCCAUACAUGAUAAGGUGUCAAAGUAUAUGCGAGAUUUUACUUAGUUUCAUACAUUCAGUAUUUUCAGUAUUACAGCAACAAUUGGGUCCUGAGUUUACUCAAAACGCAGUUCAGGGGAUGCUACAUAUUUAUACUAGGGAAAAUAUAUCUGCGGGACCUGCAUUGGACCAAUUAUUAGAGAUUUUAAUAUUGGUCGUAUCAGCACCUAGCAGUGCAUUUAAAGCAUUUGUUCCUUCGGUGACUAGUUUGUGUUUGGGUCAAGUGUGGCCAGCAGUUGGAACUGAUCUCAGCGCGCAUCCAGAUACCACACUUGUUCUAUUAAAAUUGUUCCAUAGCAUUUUAAUGCAUCGAUGGCAAUAUUUCUAUAAUACUUCUGUAUUACGAACUCUUGGGCACACCGAUGAAGAAGAAUCCGUUGAGCACAAGGAAGAGUUAGUCGCCAUUUUGGAAGCUUUCGGUCAAGCCCUUCUGCAACCGGAUGUCAACAUAUUCCGACAAAGUUUACAAAGCCUUGAGCAGUUGAACGUGCGAUGGCGACUUUAUCAGAGAGCUAUAUUCAAAGUUCACCUACUGGAAAGGUUCAUAAUGGCACUGUUCACGGUACUCUUCCAACAAUCCCACAAUUUGUUGGCGGAUGAAAUUGCCACAGCUAUUCAUAGCUUAGCCUCUGUUAAUAUAGCAUGGUUCUUCGGACAAUUUCUGCCAACAUUUUUGGCAGGUUGUGACAGAGUAGACGACAUGCAGAAAGCCAGGUUAUUAAGGAAUUUUGAUAAAUCAACGGAUCAGCCAACAUUGACAAGGUCAGUGCUCCAAUUGAUUUCUGAUCUAAGGUGCUACCAGCUUUGUCGACCCGGUUGAAGCAUUUACAUUCCAACGAGACAAUGGACAUUGAUAUCAGUUAAUGUGGUUUUAACCUAUUGUACAGUUUAAAUCUAACAGCAUUUUCAAUAAAUAAGAAUAAGAUGUUAAGAUUAUUGUUUCGGAAUAAAUCGCGUUUUUAUAUUUCUGUUGCCAUUCGUGUACUUCCUAUACCAAUAUGUUAGGAAGAAUUUCUUUGGAGUACCAUUUCUAUGUAGAUAUUAAGUAU
Nomia melanderi (Alkali bee) is the source of this 3740-nucleotide messenger RNA. It is a transcript of the gene ebo, whose product is annotated as exportin ellipsoid body open. Gene Ontology annotation, biological process: protein export from nucleus. Gene Ontology annotation, molecular function: nuclear export signal receptor activity; small GTPase binding. Lineage: Eukaryota; Metazoa; Arthropoda; Insecta; Hymenoptera; Halictidae. The record is from RefSeq and is a predicted model, not a curated record.